Exophiala aquamarina CBS 119918 is the source of this 954-nucleotide messenger RNA. RefSeq lists its product as uncharacterized. The transcript has a single exon. NCBI's taxonomy places the organism in Eukaryota, Fungi, Ascomycota, Eurotiomycetes, Chaetothyriales, Herpotrichiellaceae. Gene Ontology annotation, molecular function: DNA binding; zinc ion binding. Gene Ontology annotation, biological process: DNA-templated transcription. Bases 1 to 954 code for a protein of 317 amino acids. The record is from RefSeq and is a predicted model, not a curated record.
AUGCCAAAGAGACGAAGUGUCGACGAUGAGGCAGCAGACAUCGAUGGCAACACUGCCACGGGUGGGAGCUAUGCAUACUCACAUCCCGGCUCUUACAAUGUCGCUGGAUCGAAUCACGGUGCCUCAACUGCGCAACCCAACCCCCCGCGGAGGGUGGCUUCGUCCUCAUCUCUGUUGCCGCCGAAUUUCCUCCCUCCCAGGCCAGCGUGGUCGUCUCGAACCGCGCUCUCGUCGACGCAUUCCAGUCCAAACAUCGAUGAGUCGCCUGAGAUGUUCUACGCCCAGAUCGCCGAAAGAAGCGUCCUGGCCAAUGAUGAUCCAAUCCACCCGACUGGUCAAUCUGUCUUCCUUGGGGAGGCAUUCAGCUUGACGUAUGUGGUCCACGAGGUGCUUGCGCCACAUUUGAGCGACUCUCUACAUUACAAGAAGAGACUACACUUCCCUAUUACCGAUGCGGCCACUCGGCGACCUCGAUCCUUUUAUGUGAGGGAUGACACGGUCGCCAAUCAGGUCGAGCUGCUCAAAAGGCAAGGGUUAUUCUACCGACCUCCGAGCGAGGCGCUUCAGAAGUUGCUUGAUGCCUAUUUUGAAUACUUCCACCCCGCAUACCCACUGAUUGAGAGAGCCAGAUUUGCCGACGCCCUGCAGGCGGAGCAACAGUCCCACUUGGCACUGAAUGCGCUACUCAUGAUCGCUGUCACCUUGUGCGACGCCGAGACGUUGGAGGCAGUGGGAUGUGGCGAUCGCCACACGGCACGGUCGACCUUUUUUAAACAGGCCAGGAUCCUAUACGACUUGGACGCCGAGCGAGAUAAGAUGAACAUCAUCGUCGGCGUGUUCCUCAUGAGCUUUUGGUGGGGCGGUCCGAACGACCAGAAAGACUCGUGGCACUGGCUGGGGAUAUCUUUGGGUCUUGCGCAGAGCCUGGGGCUUCACCGGACGUGGGUUCUAUGA